This is a messenger RNA of Sebastes umbrosus (honeycomb rockfish), 1022 nucleotides long. RefSeq names its product cilia and flagella associated protein 299 (gene cfap299). The record is from RefSeq and is a predicted model, not a curated record. Bases 36 to 752 code for a protein of 238 amino acids. Lineage: Eukaryota; Metazoa; Chordata; Actinopteri; Perciformes; Sebastidae. The transcript has 6 exons.
CAUAGCAACCUUUAACAACACACAGCGCAGUGAAGAUGGAGAACAACAACAACGGCACCGCCUCUCGUUUCCACGACUCUUUGACUCAGUUUAAAGUCUACGAAGAUUACCUCGACUCCAAAGUCACGCCGAUGGAUGUAUUUUACUUAAAAAGCAGGGAGUUGGCCCGUAAGCUGGUGGAGCACGGCCACAAGGGCACCGUCCUGAGCAGAGAGGAAUUUGAGGAGAAGAAAGCAGCUGCACAGGCUGCAGAGGCUACGAAGAGCAACACUUUCUACAGCAGGAGCCGGCUAAUGACACUGGCAAGUGGAGGAAAAGAACUCAAAGAUAACUUCCUGAAAGCCCUGGCAGAGCGAGAGGAGGCCAACCGCAGUGGGAAAAUGACUUCGGUCAUUUUCAUAAGGGAUCAUAAUACUCUUGGACAGGAAGUAUCUGGCUAUAUAGACUACGCCCACAGACUCAAGACCCACGAUUUUGAACCAUAUUUCAGCGGAAAGAAGAGGCUCAUGCCAGGACGCUCGGAUUUAUGCUACUACAACUGGAAGACACAGGUGUCCACGUCCAACUCCAGCCCCAACUUUGAGGUGAUUUACGACGACCCUAACGGCCUCCUCUUUAAGAACAAGAGGGACAAAAAGAUCCUGAAUGUGGACCCCAUGUCCGGUCCAGGCGAGGACUCCAACAGGACCUUCCUACAGUCGGACCUCUACAUUCAUGUCGUCAUCUACGACCACAACAUCAGGACUGUCUAAGCUUCAGAGGGCUGCAGCCGACACGUUGGUACAUAUGGCACAUAUUGGAGAGCACUGGAAGCCUCUAAUUUGACCGAGCUGCUGUAGUCGCACCAUCAUUUACAGACUGUUGCCCUCCUAUCAUGCAUGCCAUCUGGGUGGAGGUGCUGCUGUGAGAAAAAAAAAAAGGCUUUAAAACUGAGGAUUCCCAGAGGAAGAAGUGGACGGACCAGUGUGACGACUUGGAAGUUUCUCUGCAAAUAAACUGACAUUUUAUGUUACUUCAGAUUU